GUUUGGGAUUUGGGGUGGCGCUGCUGGGCUUCGCAGCAGUGCUUUGGGGGUUUUGGGGGCAGUGGUUUUAGGGCUGACCCUUACUGCUGCCACCAGUGGGGCCCUGCAGAGGAGCUGAGCCAGCUGACCCUCCCUGCCCACCGCACCAUGAACCCCUGCCCUCUGUACGAUGCCAACAGCGGCACCGUUUUCCUCUUCUGCAUCUGUGUGCGGCGCCGCGUCUCUGAGUGGCAUCAGAUCGUGGUGGGACGCAGCGCGGCGCGGCUCUGCUGCUCCUCCAGCCGGGACGGCGGCCUCACCUGGAGCCCCCUGCGCGAUCUCACCCACGAAGCCAUCGCCUCCGACCUGCCCUACUGGGCCACUUUCGCUGUGGGGCCGGGCCAUGGGGUGCAGCUGGACUCGGGUCGCCUGGCCGUGCCGGCGUACGCUUACUACGUUCACAGCCGUCUCUGCGGUGUCCCGCUGCCCUGCUGCACCCGCCCGCAUUCCUUCGUCUUCUACAGCGACGACGGCGGACGGAGCUGGCAGAAAGGUUCCCUGCUGCGGGGCAUGAGGACCGGAGAGUGCCAGGUGGCUGAGAUCGCUGCAGAGGAUGGAGGGAGGCUGCUUUACUGCAGUGCCCGUCGGCCGUGCCGCUGCCGGGCCGUGGCCGUCAGUGCUGACCGUGGGCAACGGUUUGGCCUCCCGGCGAGGAGCCCGGCGUUGUGCGAACCGCCACAGGGCUGCCAGGGCAGCGUGGUCAGCUUUGUGCCCAGCACCAUUGCAUGUCCUGUAGGCACCACCGAGAGCCCCAGCAGGGACACCCAACGUUGGCUGCUCUGCUCUGACUCAACCAACCAGUGCCUGCAAUGCCGUUCAGGCAAUGAGAGUCCCAGCAGGGACACCCAGCGUUGUCUGCUCUGCACCACCAGCCCUGAAAGUCCCAGCAGGGACACCCAACUCCGCUACCAUCCAACCAACCUGCAACAACACUGUGAUUUAGGGCUCCACGUCAAUACCACACCGCCCAGUGAGUGUCCUACAGGCACCACCAGCACUGAGAGCCCCAAUGGGGACACCCAGCGUCGGCUGCUCUGCUCCAACCCCACCAACCAGCUCCAGCAAUGUGAUUUAGGGACCGAGAGCCCCCAUGGGGACACCCAGCGUUGGCUGCUCUACUCCCACCCCACCAACCGGCGCCACCGUCGCGAUUUAGGGCUCUAUGUCAAUACGGCGCCGCCCAACGAGGGGGGCUGGCGGCACCCAAGGGUGCUGCAGGAGGGACCUUGUGGGUAUUCUGACCUGGCCGUGUGCCCCGAUGGGGUCUUUGGGUGCCUGUUUGAGUGCGGGGAGGUCAGCGGCUGCGAGGAGAUCGCCUUCUGCCUCUUCACAUUGGGCACCACAGGUGGUGGUGAAGGCAGCGAGAGGCCUUGCCUUGGGAAAGAACCCAUUUUUGGGGUUUUGUCCCCAAAGAGCAGCGGGGAGAACUCAGAGGAAGAUGUGAGGGAUGCAAACCCAGCGGAGGAGAAGCAGCGUUGCAAGGCUUUUAAUUAAGACUUUCCUGUGAAUUGACUGAGGCCCGUCGUUGGGUUGGCGAUGGUGUAGGAAGGAACUGGAUGUGACAGGACAUGAGGGGCCAGCAGCACACUGCAGUGCCCAGAUGGAAUUAGAAAUCAACAUUUUAAGGGGGUGGUGGUGGUGGGUUGGGGUUGGACUUGGGGGCUCAGAGAUCUUUUUCCAGCUUCAGAGAUCCUGUGAUUUUCAGCUGGGGAAAAGCCAAAAUCGGAGAUGAGUUACAAGUUCCUGACUCUUAUUACGUGCCACCAGAGAAUAUUUCUCCUUUUUUAGAGUUUUUCCCCUGUUUUUUCCAUUGCCUGAUGCCUGCUCAGAGCCCAGCUCUGUCUGUCCAACCACAGGGGCAGACAGGCGGUGCCACAUCCCCAGGCUGGUGAUGGCAGCUCAGCGUGGGCCCACAUCCUUGUGCCAGCAGCGAAUAAAUCUCCAAAAAGAAUCCAA
Molecule: messenger RNA, 1995 nt
Organism: Lagopus leucura (white-tailed ptarmigan)
Lineage: Eukaryota; Metazoa; Chordata; Aves; Galliformes; Phasianidae
Product: sialidase-3-like
Exons: 1
Biological process (GO): oligosaccharide catabolic process; ganglioside catabolic process
Cellular component (GO): lysosome; cytoplasm; membrane
Molecular function (GO): exo-alpha-sialidase activity
Source: RefSeq, a predicted model, not a curated record